AUCAUGUCAAGCGAUGAAAUACAGGAGCUUAAGUCUGUCGCUUCGAAUAAAAAUACGUCCCGCUCCACAAAACAAUGGAUGAAUGUUUUCAGAAGCUGGUGUCAGUGCCGCCAUCUUGAAUAUGUCUCCAUCGAAACAAUGGCGCCUGAAAAACUUGACAAGGUCUUGAGUAAGUUUUACGCCGAGGUGAAAAAAAAGGACGGAGAUGACUACGAGCCAGAAUCCCUUAAAAUCAUGCAGAGUGCCAUUGAACGGUAUCUAAAGGAGAAGAACUAUCCAUUGAGCAUCGUGCGAUCGAGAGAGUUUCACUCCUCACAAGAAAUCCUCAAUGCGAAAGCAAUUUCCCUACGUCAACAAGGAAAGGGAAAGAGACCCAACAAAGCUCAGCCAAUCACACCUGAAGAAGAGUCAGCCCUAUGGGAAAAAGGUCAGUUGGGUGAUUUUAAUGGAAAGGUCUUGACCAAUGUCAACUUCAAAAAUUUGAUAGAACAACUGGGAUUUCGUGGUCGCCAAGAACACUACGAUGCAUACGUGGAAGACGUAAUUAUAAGACAGCGAGAAGAUGGAACUGAAGUUGUUGAGUUCAGGGAAGGUCCCACUAAAACGCGGAGCGGUGGUCUCACCAUCAGGCGAAGAACAACACCACAGGCAAUGUUCAGCACCGAUGGCGGAAAAAGCGAUCCAGUGCGGCUAUUCAAGCUUUGGUUGUCCAAGCGACCCGAAGGAAUGAAGAACACAUGGCCACUCUAUCUUAGCAUCAUAAAUCGUCCUAAAUCAGCAGAUGUUUGGUACACCAAAGUUCGAAUGGGACAAAACACAUUCGGCAAUUUAAUGAAAUCCAUGGCCUCCUGUCUCAGGACGAAUAAGAAGCUGACGAACCACAGCAUGAGGAAAACAUUGGUAUCAAAACUGAAGAAGUCUGGUCAACCGCGCAAUGUUAUCUGUGAAAUAACAGGCCAUGCACGUGAAUCUUCGUUAGACGACUACGAUGAAAUAGACGAGAAUCACAGGAAAGAACUGUCUCACAUUAUCAGUGGAUAUAAAGAAGUGUCAAACGAAAAUCAAGCAAACGAAGUCUCCCGCCAAAACACUUCAAAUGAAGCCUCAAAUCAAGAGAUUGCAGUCCAACAUAAAAGAACACCUCUGGUUCCUAUUUAUCACGUCCAACAACAAGGCCAAAUGCAUCAGGCCAUGGGCUCCAAUCCUGGUUUUCAGCCGGCUGAAUUUUCAGGAUUUCCACCACGUUUUCCGUUGCAGUCUCAGUACCGCAUGGAAGCCUUCAGUUGUGCUGCUCCCGUUCCAUCGCAGAAUUACUCAGGCUGCACCUUCAAUUUCUUCUCUAGAGACAGCCAGAAUUCUCCACCCCAACCACAGAAGAAACGAAGAGUUUACAUCAUUGAGUCAGAUGACGAGGACUGAACUUUAACGCUUCACUAUUUUUCUGAGUUAUUGAGGACUUCUCGAAUUUCUUGAAUGAAAGUUGUCUUUCUUUUGAUAAACUUGACUGAGUUUUUGACACAUGACGUCAAAGUCUUUCUGUUUUGCAUUUCCGGUUCCGCUUUUUAUUUAAAAACCGGCUCAGUACUGCAUCAAUAAAAUAUUCGAAUUUACCAAGUCCUGUAUUUGGGUGAUUUCAAAAUGGAUGUAAUAAAGUGGUAAUUGAACCUCGUGUCGUGCAAUUUUGGUCUGAAAUCAUACUUGUGAUUUCAAAUCGAACUCGCGCUGCGCGCUCGUUCGAUUUUGAAAUCACGCGUAUGAUUUCAGCCCAAAUUGCACU
This is a messenger RNA of Pocillopora verrucosa, 1777 nucleotides long. The record is from RefSeq and is a predicted model, not a curated record. Lineage: Eukaryota; Metazoa; Cnidaria; Anthozoa; Scleractinia; Pocilloporidae.